Malassezia pachydermatis is the source of this 1911-nucleotide messenger RNA. RefSeq names its product orotidine-5 -monophosphate decarboxylase. The record is from RefSeq and is a predicted model, not a curated record. Gene Ontology annotation, biological process: 'de novo' pyrimidine nucleobase biosynthetic process; base-excision repair; 'de novo' UMP biosynthetic process. Gene Ontology annotation, molecular function: DNA-(apurinic or apyrimidinic site) endonuclease activity; orotidine-5'-phosphate decarboxylase activity; DNA N-glycosylase activity. Bases 1 to 1911 code for a protein of 636 amino acids. Gene Ontology annotation, cellular component: nucleus; cytosol. Lineage: Eukaryota; Fungi; Basidiomycota; Malasseziomycetes; Malasseziales; Malasseziaceae. The transcript is spliced from 4 exons.
AUGGCAGCGCAGCGCACGUACGAAGAACGGGCAGAGAACCACCCGAAUCCGUGCGCAAAGAGUCUCCUGGAGAGUAUCGUGCGUAAGCAGUCGAAUCUUUGCGUGAGUGUCGACGUUGUCUCGAAAGACGAUCUCUUGGCUGUGGUCGAAGCAGUGGGUCCCUACGUCUCGUUGGUCAAGACCCACAUUGAUAUCCUGGAAGACUUUGAUCAGGACUUGGUCGACCAACUCACGGCACUUAGCGUGAAACACGACUUUUUGGUCUUCGAGGACCGCAAGUUCGCCGACAUCGGAAACACAGUGAGCUUGCAGUACAGCGCUGGCGUGCAUCGCAUUGUGCGCUGGUCGCACAUUACCAAUGCGCACCUGAUCCCUGGCCCGGGCAUUAUCAGUGGCCUCGCUUCGGUGGGCCUGCCUAUGCAGCGUGGCUUGCUUCUUCUGGCCGAAAUGAGCACGAAGGGCAGCCUCACCACGGGUGCGUACACGACGGCCAACGUCAAGGCGGCGAUGGAGGACGAAUCCAACUUUGUCAUGGGCUUCAUUGCGAUGCACCGCGUACAUGAGGACCCGGUGCAUAUCCCUGCCGAGGCCACCGAGGCGCAGCGUGCCAAGGACCUGCUGAUUCUUACGCCUGGCGUCGGUCUCGAUGUCAAAGGUGACGGCAAAGGCCAGCAGUACCGCACGCCUGACGAAGUCAUUCGGGAGAGUGGCUGCGAUGUGAUGAUUGUGGGCCGUGGUAUUUACGGUGCCCUGCUGAAAGGGGGCUUGGAUCGCGAGCAAGCGAUGGAGGAGGUUCGUGCGCAAGCCGAGCGAUACCGCGACGCUGGCUGGAAGGCUUACUUGGACCGUUUGGCGCCUCGUGCUAUAGAGAUGGAGGUACGGCGCUCGACGCGCAUGUCCACGCGCGGAAUGCAUACGACGAUCAAGCGGGAAGCGACGCCUGAUAUCAAGGACGAGACGCUCGAUGAUCCCAGCCCAUCGAUCAGUCGGUCGCCUGCCAAGAAGAUCAAAAUGGAGCUGACCGAGGACGAGGCGCGUAAAAUCAAAGUGCCGAAGCGGUGGGAAGAGGUGUACCGCCUCUUCUCGAAGCAGCGCAGCGAGAUCAUCACGCCUGUGGAUACGAUGGGAUGUGAAGAAAAUGGGCAAGAAGAGCGUCGGGCAGAUCGUGGCCGACGCCGUGCAGAUGGUACAGAAGAAAGUGAGGAAGAAAAGGCGCGACGCCUUCGAUUCACGACGUUGGUCAGCCUGAUGCUUAGCUCGCAGACCAAGGACCCUGUGACGGCCGAUGCUGUGCACCAACUGCAGACAAAGCUGCCAGACGGCCUGAACUUGGAAUCCUUGCAGGCUGCCCCUGACUCGCUCAUUAUAGAGUGCAUCGGCAAAGUGGGCUUUUUCCGACGCAAGACGGAGUACUUGAAGAAGAUGACGUACUUAUUGCAGGAACGUUUUCAUGGCGACGUGCCUCGUACCGUGGAUGAGCUGUGUGAAAUCGCCGGCGUCGGCCCUAAGAUGGCAUUCUUGCAAAUGCAGAGCAUGGGCUUGAAUGUGGGCAUUGGCGUGGAUACGCAUGUGCAUCGCAUUUCGAAUCGAUUGGGAUGGUGCAAGACCAAGACACCAGAACAAACGCGACUAGCUCUCCAAAGCUGGCUGCCGAAAGAACUGCAUACAAAGAUCAACAAGCAGAUGGUCGGGUUUGGCCAAGUAAUUUGCUUGCCUGUAAGCCCACGAUGCGAUUUGUGUUACCUGGGCCAAAACAAACUGUGCCCCUCGCGGAGAAAAGUGGACCCCAAGACUUUACUGAAGCGUGUGCCGGUCUACUACAUGGAUGGAACCGUGGAUCGCGGGGAAGGACGGGUGCCUGUGGACGACAAAAGCACCAUUCAACAGGAUUUGAAAAAGUUGGAGUGGUAA